Messenger RNA from Penaeus chinensis, 2279 nucleotides. Its product is annotated as coiled-coil domain-containing protein AGAP005037-like. Gene Ontology annotation, cellular component: cytoplasm. NCBI's taxonomy places the organism in Eukaryota, Metazoa, Arthropoda, Malacostraca, Decapoda, Penaeidae. The transcript is spliced from 5 exons. The coding region runs from base 1 to 1647 and encodes 548 amino acids. The record is from RefSeq and is a predicted model, not a curated record.
AUGACACAGCACACACUGCAGCCACAGCACACCACACGCAGCACAGCAAAUCCCACACCAGCCGCCAGUUCCAAGCCCCUUUUACGACGUCGAGCCCACUGCAGUCAACACAUAAUCACAUAUAAGACAGUAGCAGAUCUAAAGGCAAAAUUCCCAAUACUUCAAGAUGGGCUCAAAGGACUUAUAUCGGCAGAAAUGGAGAGGGCAAUUAGUGAAGAAAAGUUCCUUAAGGAAGAACCAGACAAGCUAGAAAGUGCACUUCGACGAUGCAAGAAAUUAACUGGUACUCUGGUAACGCUUAAGAGGUUAGCAUCAGUUCAAGAGCAGCGAGUCCCUCCCAACCCUGCAGUUGGACCUAAUGCUGUUGCAAACGGUGAUCCCAGAAGCACCUCGCCCACCCACAAUGAAGAGACUCGUCCAUCGUCUACUAAGCAGCCCGGUGUUGUCGCGGGCCCUUACGUGGCACCCGCCGGUGUCGGUGCAGAUGGACAACCGCGCCUUCGUGCAGAGAACGCACUCGACGCUCUGUUAGACGAAUUGCAAACCUUCGCAAGGCCCCCAUCUGAGGCAGGGAGCCGCAAGAGUAGCAUCGAUGUAACACCCGCCACACCUCUGGCCACUGCUGCCCCGACCAGCCUCACUGUCACUUCCGCCCUUAGCACUACUAAUACGGGCGUCAGGCGGCUGCCGUCCUUCCCCAGUUCUGACUCCCAGUCGUCCCCAGUCAAGACCCCAGCCUCAGUAUUUCCUGGGGUGUCCAGCACACUCCCCAGGGCAGCAGGCAGCAGCAGCCAGGCGCCCCUGCCACCCCCGCGUGAUGAACACCGCCUUAGUGUGGCCUCCAAUGCUUCAGCAGGAUCUGGCCGAUCGUCUCCAAGGGGCAGCAUUAGUGGAGAGCCACACCGUUUGCCUCCCCCACCUCCCCCCCGGACCUCAUCUAAAUCCCCCAUGCUGUCCCCUUCCUCGCCCAUGAGUCCAGCCCCGAGGUCAGCCUCGGUUCCCCCAGGUGGGAUUGUGGCGACAGUGGUGGGCGGUGUGUUACGGAACUCUGAGGGUCGUGAAUUGUAUGGUCCGGUGCUGCGGCAACGGCCACCCCUUGGACGAGGUUCGUUUAGCGAAGACUCAACAGCCUCGUCAGCCUCCACCAACAGUUCGACGAGUAGCGCAAAGGCUGGGCAGCUAUCCUCCAACAGCAGCAGUACCGAGAGUGUCAACUCUCAGGAAGGAGCUGGGCAUCGCCAGCAAAAUACAAGCAAUGUGCCACCAACACCACCUCCAAAACAGAGGCAGGAAAAUUUAGAAGCAAGGCAUAUGGAGCUACUCAGGCGUCAGAAGCAGUUGCAAGAGCAAUAUCAACGCCUUCAGGCACUCCAGCGUUCAGGAGGUCGUCUCGCUCCGGCUAAUGUGGACUUAAAGAAAACAGGUAGUGAGAGUAAUCUGUCAGCACGCCUAGGCCUCUCCUUGGCACCAGUGUCACACGGGUCGCUCUCGAACCUUGCUUCGUCCCCAUCCCCAUCCCAGUCCCAGGCCUCUCAUACCAACACCCUCCCCAACCCCAAGACCUCCUCCUUAUCUACUGUGGGAGGGGACACGCACCUGACAACAAAACGCACUAGUGGUGGCCUGGUUGAAACAGAUAUUCUCUGAAGGCCCUGGGUUCUGUUAAUACACCGAGUAUAGAGGAAGACUCUCCUUAUUCAUGAGAAUAGGAUAUGUAAAUAUGUAAAGUUUAUACAUACAAGAAACUGCCAACAGAGAGACUAAGGGAAACUUACCAUGCAAUAUACGCUUUAUUUAGGACUCAUUUUGCGUCAUUUGACAAAACAAUUUUUGUCAUGGUUAUUUCAAGGUUUAUCUAUGUCAUUAAAAUCAAAAGACUUUUUGCCUACCAAACUCCUUGAUCAACAAGAAGAUUUUAAGGAUGAUUUCUUAUCUGAUGACAUACAUAAAGUUCCAAAAAAGGUGGACACAAAAAUGUUGCUCAAAAACAGGAUGCUAAAGAAAGCCAACAGAGGAAUAUAAUUAUAUGUUAUACUUGGUGUACUAUAAUGAGUGAGGAACAGAUAUUUCUGUCUGAAUAUAACAUGUAGUUAUAGUCCUGGCAAAAGGAUACAAGCAACGCUAAAAUUGUUUAAAAAAAGGUGUGCAAGUCUAUGAUCUUAAGCCAGCUUUGUAUGUCUGUAUAUUUAAUGAAACAACUGAUUUGUAUUACAUACUCAUUAACAUUUGGAGUGUGUGUGUGUGUGUGUGUGUGUGUGGUAAAAUCAAUAUUUAGAGAC